UUAGAAUUAUAAGAAUAAGAAAAAAAAAAAAAAAAAGAAGAAAGACUAUAAUUGUAUAUACUUAAAUAUUCAGAAAGAAAAAAGAGAAAGGAAGAAAAAAGAAACAGGAAAAAACUAAUUCUCUUGAAAAGUAUUUUUCAAAUCACACGUUAGAAUCGAAUGAAUAUUUAAUCAAAUUAUUACUCUUCUUUCACAUUUAUAGUCUCAUAAUAGUGUCUAGUAUCUAAUGUCUAGUGUCUAGUGUCUAGUGUCUAGUAUCUAGAUCGAUAUUCUAAUAGUUUUUUUUUUAAUUGCAGAAAACAAUUCCCUAGAGCGAGAGAGAGAGAGAGAGAGAGAGAGAGAGAGAGUUGUGGAAAGUGCAUACUAUGUCAUUUAAAAGCUUAUUUUAUCAUAAAUCACCUCUUUAGACAGGAAGUAGAUCACAUCAUGUACUUUUUAUCGACCUGACGCUCUUCAUCCUUACAUUUUAAUUUUCCCAUCCCUUAAUAUCAUUACCAUCAACAACACCACCACCACCAUACUACCAUAUAAAAAUUGCGAAGGGAAAAAUUAUUAUUAGAAAUAGAUGAAAAAAUAUUUGCUCAAGAGAAAAGUCGUUUGGCGAAUUUUAACGCUUCAACACAAACAAACUUCUGACAGUUUCGACGGUCGUCCCAAGCGAUGAAUUUUUUAAAUGACACCAAUUAAGUUCGAAAGAUAGGAUAUCGUGAAGAGUAAUUACACGCCAUUGUAUAUGUAUAUACACGACUAAUAGUACAUGUAUUAAAGGAUAUUCAGAUGGUUUACUUCUAUUCGUGUUUAUUUCGUGGUUUUUUUUUGUGUUAAAAUUGUUAUUUAUCUAUUGUAAAAAAAGAAAAAAAAACAAAAGAUUCAAAAUAUUAUAUCAUGCGUAUAAUAAAUGGAAACAAUCUACCAAUAAAUACUUUCCGUAUACGAACACAUUGCAAUGCCCUAAUUAUGAUCUCUCUCUCUCUCUCUCUUUUUAUUUGUGUCUUUUUCCCUUCCUUUCUGUUUUUCCUUCUUCCUUUUUCUUUACACUCAUCUACGUAUAUAAACAUAUAUGUAGGUAUAUACAUUUGUAUAUCGAGUAUAUAAGAACAGUCGAUGGUCGAUUCUCAUCGAGUACACUCGUGUGCUGAUGGUGAUGGUGGUGGUGGUGAUGAUAAUAGAUCUAUCUAUGGCGGUUUGUGGAUCUAUCACCCAAUUUUAAAAAAGCAUUUUCAUUAAAGUUCUUCAAUGACAAAACGUUCUUAAUCUUUAACCAAUCGUUCCUUCAAAUUAUGUACAAUCAUGAGAAUAUAUUUGUUUCUUUAUAUUAUAUUGAAGGAUCUUCGAGUGUCAAGAACCAGUGACAUUAUAUAUAAAUUCAUUGAAACGUCAUGGAUAACGAAGAUGGAUUUUAAUUUGGCAUUAAAUGCCACUUUCAAGAAUUCCUUAUGUUGUAAUAUUUAUUUACAUGAUACCACUCUGGAGAUAUCGCACCUGUUUAAAAAAUUCAUUGAUAAUUAUCCUUACGAGUAUUCAUUGAACUCAAAUAUUUAUGAUUGUAAAGGAUAUUUUUUGUUGGGCUCGACGGAGGAAGAAAUUUUGAAUGAUUUGAAGAAAGUUCCAACUUAUAUAUCCAGCAUAGAAAUUCUCAUCAUUGUGAACGAUUAUUUGAAAAUUAAUUCGAGUAUUUUUAACGUGAAGAUUUAUGGAAAUGCCAACGCUAACGUAAUAAGCAAAUCAGGAAUAUGGAGUUUGUCGGAAAAUUAUUUAUUGCCAAGAAUUUUUCAUAGGAUCGACAACUACGAAAAAAUGAAACGCGAUGAUGUAAAGGUGAACUUUUAUGGGAGACAAUUAAGAGCGUCAACAUUUUAUCGGCCACCCGUGUCUUAUUUAAAUCGUACAACCGUAAAAAUUAUUGAUGACGUUGAAGAAGAAAUAUUUGACGCUGACAACGAACUCGAGAGGGAUGGUAUCGAGGUGAAGCUAUUCUUACUGAUGGCAGAAAAAUUGAAUUUCACUUGGAUCAUUAAAAAAUCGAAAGAUGGAUACGGAAAGAGAUACAACGAGACUGUAUGGAAAGGUGGAUUCAUAAAACUCUUGUAUGACAAUAAGAUCGAUAUUGCGUUUGCCGGUAUAUGGUUAAACAGGAAUCAUUAUGAUUUCGUCAAUUUAACGGAUCCUUGGUAUCAAGUACAUAUACAUUUUUUAGUACCACGUCCAAAACCGAUAACCAGUUUCUGGGCUUUAACUAGACCUUUCUCGGUAACUACAUGGAUCCUUCUUGUCCUAGCAAUAUUCUUACAAAGCAUUUGCAUAUUUACUCACGCUCAAUUCAAUCCACGGUAUCCGAAACGCUUUCGAAAUUUUUUAAUAACUUUCAUUGAAUUGACCGGUCGUUUAUUGGGUUCUUGGGCACCAAAAAAUAUGAUUAGCGUCAAACUACAAUUAUAUCUUUGGCAAACAAUGGGAUUGAUACUCGUCACUGCUUAUAGCAGUAGUCUCGCAGCUAAAUUAACUAACUCCGAGUAUGAAAAUAGGAUCGACACGAUAAAACAAUUUCUCGAAGCUAAAUUAAUCUGGGGAAGAAAAAUUAUUCCAAGUUUCACAGAUUUCAUCGACUACGAAGAUCCUUAUUCAUCUCAGUUGCCGAAUACAUAUAAACUCAUUAAAACUGAGGAAAUCCAUGAAAAUAUUGUUAAAGGCAAUAUCGCUAUAAUUGGAAAUUUCGUUGGGUCUGUUUUCUUCCCCGAUGAUGAAAUUUAUAAUAUGGAUCUUAAAAAUUAUCGGAUGAUGAAAGAAAUGAUUGGAAAAUUUUAUGCAUCUUUUGUUGCUCAACCUUGGCUCGUCUCACCAAUAAACGGGAUGAUGUUACGAUUAAGGGAAUCCGGGAUCAUUACUUUUCAUUUGCAGGAUGUUUUACGACGACGUGCUGGUUUUAAUCUUCGGGAAGUUCUCGUAGAAUACGAUGGAAAGGAUGGAAGAUUGAGAGUACUCACUUUAAUACCUUUAGGAGCUGCUUUUUUUUUGCUUUUACUUGGAUUAUCGAUAUCUACUCUCGUAUUUUAUUUAGAACUUAAGUAUAAGAAUGAUUCCAAAUCGAUUCGCGAGAUUUUACGUGACAUCGAUCAAAAACGGAGAUCUUACUCGACAACGACUAGCAAAAAAUAAUUAUAGUCUGAUGGUAUCUGAUGUAUUAAAUAUAAAACAAUUACUAUUACAUUAUCUUUAAUAAUAAUUGAGCCGAUAAGUGUGAAUUAAUUCAUCAAAUAUAUCAAAAUAAUAUAUUUUUCAUUUUGAGAUAUUUUGACAUUUGGAUUUGAAUUAUUUAAAAAUUAUUUAUUUAUCUAUACCGACAAAUAAAGAAAGUAAGUAUAAUUAUUCUUAAGAAACAUAAUUCUUUUAUAUAAUUUUAAAAUAUUAAAAAUAACGCGCGCGCGCGCGUGUGUAUGUUUGUGUGUGACAAAAUAUGUUAUUUAAUAUCUCAAACUUGAACCAUUUUCAUAAACAUCGGCUCAAUGGAUGUAACUUUAUGUAACUAUAUUACAAAUAUAGUUUCACAGAACGAA
Molecule: messenger RNA, 3554 nt
Organism: Vespa crabro (European hornet)
Lineage: Eukaryota; Metazoa; Arthropoda; Insecta; Hymenoptera; Vespidae
Gene: Ir76a
Product: glutamate receptor U1
Exons: 12
Coding region: 1291-3156 (621 amino acids)
Cellular component (GO): membrane
Molecular function (GO): glutamate-gated receptor activity
Source: RefSeq, a predicted model, not a curated record